AUGCUCUUCUACCCAUCGUCCUCAACGUUUGUCGUCUCCAACUCACCAAUUUUUCCUCCCACCAUCCAUCCAUCUACAAAUCUAUUUGCAACCUACUCCCAACUUCCCACUUCUGACGACCAUGGCUACCACAUCUUCAACCUUCAAUUUAACACCACCAUUCCUUCCAUAAACCUCGAUCAAACCAAUGGUAGUAUUUCAUCAAUCGAAUGUGAUUCGUCCACCAAUUCUAUCACGUUAAUAUUAUCCAAAGAGUCGUCCGAAAGUUUUAUUGAUGCUGUUGUAAACUGGCCUGAUAAAGUAAUGCUUCUAAUCAGUCACAAAUGGUUUUGCUUUGGGAGCUCGACAACUCAAUUUUACCUGGUCGGCGAUAAGACUGUGGAUUCGGUAAACAGAAAAGUAAGGUUCAAUUCGGAGCCUUGCGAGGUUCUGAAAUGGACAAACGAGUUCUCGUUGGACCUCUCCUGGCGUGCAACAUUAAUAGACAAAUCAGGCACCAUUCCUCUUGACGGACUAUUUGACCCCCGAACAGGGAAAACCUCACGUCCCAAUAUUCCCCUGAAUUCCGAUUUGGUUUGUGCAAACUGCUUCACCCACGGCAGUGCCAAAAUUUCACUGAAAAUCACUGGGUUUGGACCCAUCGUUAAUUCCGUUAGUUUAGAGAUCAGCGGAGAUCUUCUUGUAAACGUUGAUAUAACUACCAAGGGAAUCACACUUAAAUCUCCUGAUGUGAAAUUACUAGACAUCCCAAUAAGGUCCAUCAAAAUACCUGGUUUAUUGAAAAUCGGACCAAGUUUGAUAUUGGAGGCCGAUGCUCAGAUCAAUUUGCAAUUUAAUCGAACGGUUUCCGUGGGGAGUAAAUUGUCGAUACCAGAUUUUGACUUGAAGGCCAAGUUGAGCGGUCAACCUAAAUUUGAUGCAAAUUUUAAGCCAAAAUUUUCAUUUCACAAGCCAAAUCUCUCCAUAAAAAAGACGGUAAGUUUAAUCGGAUCGUUAAAACUUCAGUUGGCAUUGGAAGUGAAUGCAUUAGGCGGAUUGUUUUCAAGGAAAGCGGGAGUGGAGGUGGUUUCGACACUAGGGGUACAGGUUAACUCGACAAAAGUUGUGGGCACAUUAGGAGGAGAUGUAGAUUUUUUCGAGGGUAGUAAGACUUUUCCGAUAGUAAAGUUUCCAAAUUCAAAAUUUACAAAAGAUGUAAAAAGAACGAAGCGUUUUCUAGGAAAACGCAGCGCAAGAACGGAAGGUUUGCUUCUCAGAAAAUCAGUUACUAAGAAUUUGAUGUAG
Acaulospora morrowiae is the source of this 1284-nucleotide messenger RNA. NCBI's taxonomy places the organism in Eukaryota, Fungi, Glomeromycota, Glomeromycetes, Diversisporales, Acaulosporaceae. The record is from the annotation of a GenBank genome assembly.